Molecule: messenger RNA, 855 nt
Organism: Hyposmocoma kahamanoa
Lineage: Eukaryota; Metazoa; Arthropoda; Insecta; Lepidoptera; Cosmopterigidae
Product: homeobox protein goosecoid-like
Exons: 3
Coding region: 145-855 (236 amino acids)
Biological process (GO): regulation of transcription by RNA polymerase II
Molecular function (GO): RNA polymerase II transcription regulatory region sequence-specific DNA binding; DNA-binding transcription factor activity, RNA polymerase II-specific
Source: RefSeq, a predicted model, not a curated record
AGUCACGAUGAGGGACUGAGUGUGAUGUGCGUUAUUGCGCGUUGGCGGUGAGUCCGUGAUCAGCGGCAGAGCAGGGUGGCGACGUCGUCGCAGGUGCAACAGGCGCCGACGGUGCGGCUCGAAAGUCGCACGGAGGCCAGUGGCAUGGGCGGCCCGGGUGACAGUUGGCCGCGUGAGGCGCCGGCGCUGCUCAGCACGGCUCUCCUGCUGGGCGGUGCGUUACCCGAGAGGCCCCCCGCUCCGCUUUUUACCAUCGACAGCAUCCUGGCGCCACGGCCGCAACCAGCUGCUACCAUCCCGCCGCUCCAGUUGCAUCAUCUUACGCACAAUCCCUUUCCAAGAGCUCAUGAUCUAUUUGGUACGUCUGCCAAGCUCUUCACACUUGCCGGAGUGGGAGGUGUGGGCAGUGCAGUAGUCGGGGCGGGUGCAGGGGGGUAUGCGGGACUUUAUGGUGGGUACGCGGCGGCGGCGCUAGCAGGGCUGGCGGGUCCGCCGCCCAAGCGCAAGCGCCGCCAUCGGACCAUCUUCACGGAAGAACAGCUGGAACAACUGGAGAGCACAUUCGACAAGACACAUUAUCCUGACGUCGUGCUGAGGGAGCAAUUGGCGCUCAGAGUUGAUCUGAAAGAAGAACGAGUCGAGGUAUGGUUCAAGAACCGUCGUGCAAAGUGGCGUAAGCAGAAACGUGAAGAACAGGAGCGACUCCGUAAGCUACAGGAAGAGAGAGCGUGUGGUCGGGCACCACUGGUUUCACGAUCUGCGCCCGCCCUGUCUCCAACACCGCACCAUUUGCCAGCACCGCCUACGCCGCGUCAGUAUUCUGACGAUUCAGAUUCAGAAGUUGAAGUGGCUUGA